UUUUGCCACUUAAAGCGUAACAUACGGUAUUACUGUGCAUCCAAUGUCAGUACCGUACGAUCAGUCUUUAUAUACUCUACUAAUAAUUAUUAUAAUAACAAUGUUUAGAUAAAAAAAAUCGCGAUUUGUGUAUUGCUUUAACGCAUUUUAUAGAUACAACAAAACAAAAUCUGAUAUCUGUGAUAUUAUUAUUUGUUAGUAUAGUACUUGAUAGUGUUGUUGUGUAUUCAGUGGUGGAAAGUUAUUGUAAUUUACUUUCACUCGGGUAUUGUUUCUGAUUAAUAUAGGUUUUCAGGCAAAAAUAUUCAAAAAUGACUUGGGAUUUCAUCGACGAUUACACUGGGGAUGGGUUCGUGAAAUUUCAGGACAAAAUUUUCGAUAUGGAUAACUUGAAACUGGACCAACACUAUUUUAUGGUCACUACAGAAAAUAGUGAAAUAGAUUUGAAUGAAGUUUACAUAUACAGUCUCAAUCCAGAAUGUGUAGAGUGUCCUUAUACAUUUCUGGAUAAAUCCACCACAGAAAUCCUGGAAACCGGAAGAAAACUUAGAUUAAGCACUGAACAGAACGAAUAUUCCUAUAAAGACAUAUCCAGAGGUGUCAUAUGUGAUUUAGAUCCAAAUUUUGAACAAUUUGGAAUAUAUAACAUUAAAAUUCAAAAUACAAGUUCCUGCAGUGUCGAGACUAUCAAAGAACCUGUCAAUGCUUAUUCCCCUAUUAUUACUGUACUUUUGUUGCACAUUCUUGUUUUUGGUAGCGUUUAUUAUUUAUUUUUGUUUUACAAUAAAUGGAAAAGAAACAAAGAAUCUCAAGUUGAUGGAGGAUCAAACGAAGAAGCACCUAAAAAAGAAAGGGUUAUGUCUAUAGAUGCCUUCAGAGGAAUAAGUAUUGUAAUAAUGAUCUUUGCAAAUUUUGGUAAUGGAGGCUACCAAUUCGUUCACCACGCUAUUUGGAAUGGCCUACACGUAGCAGACUUGGUAUUUCCGUGGUUUAUGUGGAUCAUGGGCACAUGUAUCCCCAUAUCCUUAGUAUCCAGUUUUAAAAGGAACAUUUCUAAUAAAGAUCUCAUCAUAAAUGUAGCCAAGAGAUCUGUUAAACUGUUUUUGAUUGGUAUAUUCCUGAACUCUGGCUGUGAUGUAUACUACAUAAGAAUAUUUGGAGUUUUGCAAAGGUUUGGGCUUUGUUAUUUUAUUGUAACGACUAUAUGUAUUCUUACAAUGGACAGGAAUUUGAAUGAAAAAACUGAGCAUAAGUUAUGGAUUCAAAGAGAAAUGGCUGACAUAUUAAAAAUCUGGAAAGGUUGGUUAAUAUGCCUCGUAAUCCUGAUUGUUCAUACUGUUCUAAUAUUCACUGUAUCUGAAUCAAAUUGCCCAAAAGGAUAUAUGGGCCCAGGAGGACUUCACAAAAACGCAUCUUUCAUACACUGUAUCGGUGGAGCAACAGGCUAUAUAGACCGCCUGAUUUUAGGCAACCACGUAUACCAAAAACCAACAAUCUAUACCGUUUACGAAGCAAAACCUUUCGAUCCCGAGGGUAUCGUUGGUUGCCUGACCACCAUAUUUCAUGUGAUGCUUGGCGUUCAAGCUGGAGUAACGCUUCUUGUGAUCAAAUCUCACUACCAGAGAAUUUUGAGAUGGGUCGUAUGGUCUGUUGUACUGGGUGUUCUUGGAGGAGUUCUUUGUGGGUUUUCUAAAGAAGACGGAUUAAUUCCUGUGAAUAAAAAUCUGUGGUCUAUAUCCUUCGUAUUCGUAACCAGCUGUUUUGCCUUCAUUUUAUUGAGCAUUUUCUAUUUUUUGAUCGAUGUAAAGAAGUGGUGGACAGGAAAACCACUUCUUUUUGCUGGAAUGAACGCGAUCAUCCUGUAUAUAGGUCAUGAAAUGACUGACAACCAUUUCCCAGUCAGAUGGUUUUAUUCUGAAGAUUUGAAUGACGAUGGUAGAAGAACGCAUUUUUUGGCACUGUUGUCGGAUUCAUGGGCGGCAGAUUUUUGGGUUAUAGUCAGUUAUUAUUUAUACAAAAUACAGUAUUUCUUUACUGUUUAAUUAAUAAUGCUAUAUAAAUUUUAAGGAUGUCUUUAAAAAUACUUUAUUAAAUCUUUAAAUAAAAAUCAAAAAUUAUACAAUUAAAUCAAAGUAAAAAAUAUAGAAAAAUCAUAUUAUUUUUUCAUAUAUUUUAUAAUUUCUUCAAUUUCUAUAUAAGCUUAAGAAUGAUUUGCCUUCAGGAUACUGUAACCAAUUUUCUUCAGAGUAUUUUGUAUUUUUCUGUUCAAUCACAUGAAAUGUAUAGGCAUGUCUCGAUUUUUUCGAUUUAUUUAUUUCGCUGAGAUGUACUACCUGUCCAUGGAUUAGGACUAAAGUACCUAAAAAUAGAGAUAAAAAUGUAUUAUAAUCAUUUUUAUCAGGAAACAAUGACUUAGUUGAAAGAAAAAUUAAAUUUUUCUCAGAAUUUAUGAUUUUCUUUUGAAAAAAUUAAAUAGAUCCAUUAUGUGUUGUUUGACAAUAUGGUUAAAA
Sitophilus oryzae (rice weevil) is the source of this 2510-nucleotide messenger RNA. Its product is annotated as heparan-alpha-glucosaminide N-acetyltransferase. NCBI's taxonomy places the organism in Eukaryota, Metazoa, Arthropoda, Insecta, Coleoptera, Curculionidae. The record is from RefSeq and is a predicted model, not a curated record. The transcript has 9 exons. Bases 312 to 2042 code for a protein of 576 amino acids.